AUGCCGGCGGCCCUCGCCCCGGGCGACGACCUGCUGUCCAUCUCGGGCGCGUCCUUCGGCGCGACGCCCAUGGGCCGGAGCGCGUCCAUGCCCGGCAUGCUCACGUCGAAGAACGUGAACCCGAGCAUCUUGUGCGGGCCGUCGAAGACGAUGAUCACGACGACGACGCCGCCGCGGCAGGAGAAGCACGAGUUCUCCGCGUCGCUCGCGCAUUUAGGCCAGGGCGGGCCCCGGGGCCAGAGCGCCGGCGCCGUCUUCCUGCCGGACGCGAACAUGACCGCCGAGGAGGCGCUUCUACAUUUGCGGCGCAAGAUCUCCAUGCAGAUGACCGGCGGGUCGCACGGCCUGAUGCGGUGCUGGGUGCUCUUCCGCACGCGCGCGGGCUCGUCCAAGGACGGCAUCACCUUCCCCGAGUUCUGCCGGGGCCUGCGGUGCUACGGCCUGCCUCUCCCGGAGGCCAUCUCGCGGGACCUGUUCAACCGCAUGGACGCGAACGGCGACGGCACGAUCCACAUCAAGGAGUUCAUCGACCACGUCAUGGGCCGCUGGAGCCCCGUGGCGAACACGCACUACGGCUCCAAGACCGAGGAGGAGAUCCAGGGCUCGGCUUAUGUGUCGGGCAAGCAGAAGGCCAAGGCCAUGGUCGUCGACGAGCCCGACGACGCGCUGACGUCCGCGGCCGCUUUAACGCAGCUCCGCCGCGCGAUCGUCCAGCGCCUCAAGAGCGGGCCCAACGGCCUGCUCCGGUGCUGGAUCGAGUUCCGCCAGCGCGCCGGGUCGACGAAGGACGGCAUCACCUACCCCGAGUUCCUACGGGGACUGCGCGCGUACGGCAUCCCGCUCCGCGCGGGUCUGGCGAAGACGCUCCACGGGCAGAUGGACAGCAACGGCGACGGCCACAUCCACAUCACGGAGUUCGUGGACAAGGUCAUGGGCCGCUGGGCGUCGGACACGAACACGCACUUCGGGGGCAAGAAGGAGGACGAGAUCGCGGGCAGCGGCCUCGAGGGCAAGAAGCGCGCCGAGGCGAUGGUCAUCGAGAAGCUCGACGAGGACCUGACCAUCGACCGGGCGUUAUUGCUGCUCCGCAAGUCGAUCACGCAGCGGCUCAAGUCCGGGCCCAACGGCCUCAUGCGGUGCUGGAUCGAGUUCCGGCUCCGCGCGGGGUCGACGAAGGAGGGCAUCACGCUGCCCGAGUUCGCGCACGGGCUGCGCUGCUACGGCAUCCCCCUCACGAAGGAGCGCACGAAGCAGUUCUUCGACCAGAUGGACGUGACGAACGACGGCCACAUCCACAUCAAGGAGUUCAUCGACGUCGUCAUGGGCCGGUGGUCCGUUUCCGCGAACUCGGGAGGGUUGGAGGCGGAGCCGCGGAGCGACCCGCCGACGUCGCCGCUGACGGGCGGCGCCCACAAGCCCCUGCCCCACGAGGGCAUGCGCCGCGCGCGGAACGCGGAGCUCCGCGAUUUAGGCAAGACCAUGGACCUCAGCGGCGACGCCGCGCUCCAGCUCCUCCGCGCGAAGAUCGCGCAGCGCCUCGCGGGCGGCUCCCACGGCCUCCAGCGCGCCUGGAAGACGUUCCGCUACGCCGGCGGCGGCACGCACGCCGGCGUGUCCAAGGACGGCCUGCGGCGCGCGCUCAAGCACUUCGGGCUGCCGCUCGACGCGACGGUCUCCGACGAGCUCUUCGCGAAGAUGAACAUCGACGGCGACGACCUCAUCCACGAGCCGGCCUUCAUCUCCAUCGUCAUGGGCCGCGCGAACCUGCCGCCGUCGCCCAAGUUGAGGGGGGGGACGGUCUGCCUCCAGAUGGGCGGCUACGGCGCGGAAAGGCCGACGACGGCGCCCGUCGACGUCGGCGCGCUCGCGCUGCAGGCCAAGCUCGAGGCCAUGCGCGUGCCCGAGGAGCGCGCCUUCGCCGGCCCGCCGCCGGGCCUCGCGCCCGCCGCCGUGGCCCGGCCGAGCACCGUCGCUUCCCCUUCGCCCCUCCCCGUCGCGCCGCCUUCUUUCCGCGAGCCGCCGCCGGAGGUCGAGCCGCUGCUGAGCCUGCCCGUCGUCUCCCACAAACUCGGCGACGUGCCGGACCCGCUCCCCCUGCUCCAGGCGCCGCGGUCCGGUGCGAAGCUGCGGCCCCACACCGCGACCGCGCUCGCGCGCCUCAAGAUGGGGCCCGUGCGGUCGCGGAAGGACCUCCGCGCCGCGCUCCGCCAGAGGCACGCGUCGAACCGCAUCCGCCAGCAGCAGCAGGACGAGCUCAGCGCCGUCUCCAAGUUCUGCCUCUGA
Aureococcus anophagefferens is the source of this 2283-nucleotide messenger RNA. RefSeq lists its product as hypothetical. Bases 1 to 2283 code for a protein of 760 amino acids. Gene Ontology annotation, molecular function: calcium ion binding. Lineage: Eukaryota; Pelagophyceae; Pelagomonadales; Pelagomonadaceae. The transcript has a single exon. The record is from RefSeq and is a predicted model, not a curated record.